Serpula lacrymans var. lacrymans S7.9 is the source of this 577-nucleotide messenger RNA. RefSeq lists its product as uncharacterized. The transcript has a single exon. The annotation marks the transcript as partial. Lineage: Eukaryota; Fungi; Basidiomycota; Agaricomycetes; Boletales; Serpulaceae. The record is from RefSeq and is a predicted model, not a curated record.
AUGACAACAGAAGCGUACGGAGAGUGGCGAGGUCCGCGCGAAGAGCCGGACACACCAGAGAUAGGAAUGGGAGAAUUGUCAGGUGCACUCCCACCUUUGGAACCACAAGCACCAACAUCGAGGGAAGCUGGACUGGAACAGUACGUUCGGACCAGAAUAGAACAGGAGCAGAGACGGCUCCACGACCUUUACAAAACGCAGCUGAAAGAGGCGAAAGAAGAAGUAGAAGAAUUGCUAGCCAAGUUGAGGUUAGCUACGUCGAAUUCUUCUACGUCCGCUCCCGCCGCAUCCGCACCCACACCACCCAGUACGCAGCCGAGACGCGUAGACAGAACGAGAACGGCACUCCAGAAGCCUGAGAACUUCGAUGGAGACCGAAAGAAGUACAAGGCUUUCCGCGAAGCCUUAAUGCUAAACUACGAGGAUGAUGAGGAGUAUUUCGCGGAUGACAAGAGAAAGAUCGCCUAUGUGCUUUCUUUUAUGACGGGAGGAGCAGCGGCUGCCUUCAGAACAGAGUGGAUGGAGACGAAGAUAGAAAAGAGGAUGCGAGGAGAAAACCUGAAAUCCACUUACGAAA